AUGCAGCAGCUAUUGGCUACUUCCGAUACAACCAGCUUGAGUUACUGGUGGAACUGGAGGGUCUUGGUUUCUGCAAUCUGGGUAUUUACACCUAUGCUUGUAGCAUUCUUUCUUAUACGGAAAUAUGAAUCUUUGGAUUCAUGCAAAGGAAAAACUCAGCAGGAAGCACCUCAUUCGUUGUGUGCAAAUCAACCAUGGAGACCAUGUCUUAAUCAAAUUCACCCCAUUUGGUUGUUGGCUUAUCGACUUAUUUCCUUCUCGUUGCUUUUGCCAAUCCUCAUUGCCAAAGUUUGUCAUAAUGGAUUCGUCAUGUUUUAUUACUAUACCCAAUUGACUUUCACCUCUGUUACCAUUUAUUUUGGGUUUGGAUCACUGCUCUCCAUUUAUGGAUGUUACCAGUACUAUAAAAGGGGUGGUGCUGGAUUUUAUGAACCUCAUGUCCGGAGAGACACUGAGCAAGAGUAUUACAUACCUCUAACUCAUGGGGACAAGACAAAUAUACUGGAACAGAGAAAAUCCUCUGACCCCCAACAGGAAAUUCAUUCUUCUCAAGCUGCAAGCAUUUGUAGUUAUCUUUUUCAAGUUAUAUUCCAGAUGACUGCUGGUGCAGUGAUGCUUACUGAUUCUGUCUAUUGGUUCAUUAUUUUCCCGUUUCUUACCAUCAGAGAUUACUCACUGGAUUUUUUAACAGUGAAUAUGCAUUCGCUCAAUCUUGUCUUACUUCUUGGCGAUGCAGCUUUGAAUUGCUUGUGGAUUGUGCAUGCUUGUGUAUCAAUUUGGUGGCCAUACCCAUUUCUUGACUUGUCCUCGCCAUAUGCCCCGUUAUGGUUUGUACCUAGGACAUCUUAUUACUGUUCUGAUAUGAUGCCUUCAUGCCUGCCUUCAUCUGGUAUGGCUGAAUCUGGAUUCUUGAUCCUUGAGGAUUGCACUGAAGCAACAUUGUAUGUCACUUUGACACAAAAUGGUAAAGGCAAGAAGGACAGGGCAGCAAUGACGUUAACAGUCACGUUGGUGAAAAAGAGCAUGACGAUUGUGAUCGUCAACAAGAAAAUCAUGGCAACCUUAUCUGAGGAAGAGAAGAAACAAGAUGAUGGUGAUGACAUAGUUCAAGCGAAAAUACCCAGCAUUGGUUUUGAUUCUUUGACCGGAUUCGGUCAAGGUGCUAGGCUUGAUGAGAUCCUAUCCUUUAUGCUUGAAAAAAUUUGCAAGUUUGAUAUUGAUGGGUGGGCAUCUGUUGGGAUGGUUCCGUAUGUUGUCAUAUUUUAUUUGAGUAAUCUGCACAGAGAGAAAAAGGUUGUUGAGGAAAUGCCGAAAAGGAAGGAGGAUAAAAGAAUGAAUGUGUAUAUACCAAAAUGA
This is a messenger RNA of Dovyalis caffra, 1356 nucleotides long. The record is from the annotation of a GenBank genome assembly. NCBI's taxonomy places the organism in Eukaryota, Viridiplantae, Streptophyta, Magnoliopsida, Malpighiales, Salicaceae.